Messenger RNA from Paramisgurnus dabryanus, 3524 nucleotides. It is a transcript of the gene smarcad1a, whose product is annotated as SNF2 related chromatin remodeling ATPase with DExD box 1a. Gene Ontology annotation, molecular function: ATP binding; ubiquitin binding. The record is from RefSeq and is a predicted model, not a curated record. Lineage: Eukaryota; Metazoa; Chordata; Actinopteri; Cypriniformes; Cobitidae.
GAACGUAGCUGUAUUCAUUGCUUAUCGCACCGUCAUUGUUACAGCAGGGCGAAUUUACAAUUUAUAUAAUAUCUAAAAUAUAUAAUUGUGAUGUUAUUUGUGUUAUUUAUAUGUUGUCGUGAUAUGAAACUGUUUUAAUACUUGACAUUACCAUUGGAUAGCGGCUUGCGCGUGACUGACUCUCAUAGCGCUUCAUAUUAAAAACGAUCUAUCAUGAGUUUGUUUAGCCUCGAACGGUUCCGUUUCCAAAAGGACAAAGCUGCUGAUGGUCGCAGUAAGUCGUCGGACAGAUCAAGCUCGGAUAAAGAGAAUCACAGAGGCAAGUUACAGAGACAUGGACUGGAGGAUGGUUCUUCUGAUGACAAAGCUGUCAGGAUGGGCAAGGAUUCUCUAUCAAAGGACAUGGAGGACAAAGUGUCCAAACUUAUGGAAAUGUUCCCUCAGAAGAGCAAGAAAGAUCUGCUGGCGGUGGUUGAGAGUACCAGCACACUGGAGGGAGCUGUAGCCCAUUGUUUGUUAGUGUAUGGUGAGAAAGAUUCAGGCAGACAGAAAGGCAAAACCAGACAUAAUGAAGAUGAUGAAAACGCUCAGCCGAUGAAGAGAAGAAAAAUCACGCGGUCAGAUACUGAGGAUGAAGAAGACUCUGAAGAAGAGGAAAACCAGGAGCCGAGCAGAGAGAAGCAGGAAGCUCUCCUGAGGAAGCUCAAGAAAAAAAUACCUGAUUUUGAAAAGGAUGUCCUGAGAGACGUCCUUCGAGAGCAUGACUGGGACUAUGAGAAUGCCCUGGGAUCAUUGCUAAUGUUUUCCUCAACAGAUUCCAGUUCACCAGAGGAUCAAAGAAAACCAAAGGCCAAAUCGUCUCACUCCGAAGUAAAAAAUGCCAAGAGCUUGCAGAAGCCAGAAAGUUCGUCUAGUCUUUCAAAAUGGUUGACAGCGGCCCCAUCACCAGUGCGAAACGUCUCCACUCCAUCUACCCCCAAAACGCACAAAGUGGCGAGUAGCAACAACACGAUCAAAAACGACUCCUUUAAACGGAAAAAAGACAAUGAUUUGCGAGUAGACAACAUAAGUGCCUCUGAGGGUGAGGAGGAGGAGGAGGAGCUGGAUAGCGAGGUUGAUAGCAUCUCUGAUGACCUGGAGUCUGAUGAUGAUGAGGAUGACAUCGCUCCUCAUCUCCAAGACCAGAUCAUUCAGUUCCUUCAAGAGGCUUCUCUAGAUGAGCUUGUUCUGAUAUCUCUUUGCUCAGUCAAAAAAGCUCAAAGGAUCAUUUCCUUGAGGCCUUUUAACUCUUGGAAGGAUGUGAAAGAGCAGUUUUUUAAGGAUAAUGGCCUGUCUAUAGACCUGGUACAUGGCUGCAAGGUGGUACUGAAAGAGAGGCAGGUGGUCAGAGACCUCAUGGGCAGAUGUGAGAAGAUCGCACAGAAAAUGACUAAAGAUGUCACACAGGUCAUAGAAGCAGGCAUGGGCUCCAUGAAGCAACCCAAAGUCCUAAACAGCAAAUUUCAUUUGCAGCCAUAUCAGCUGAUUGGCUUGAAGUGGUUGAUUCUGCUCCACCAGCACAAGCUCAGUGGGAUUCUGGCAGAUGAAAUGGGGCUUGGUAAGACUAUUCAGGCCAUCGCUUUCCUGGCUCAUCUGUAUGAAAAAGGCAUCAAAGGGCCUCAUCUUAUAACUGUGCCUUCAUCCACUUUAGAUAAUUGGGUUCGUGAGCUUGGUCUUUGGUGCCCCAGUCUGAAAGUUCUUGUUUACUAUGGGUCAGUGGAAGACCGCAGAUACUUGCGGCAAGAGAUCCUCAGCGAUCUAAUUGAUUUCAACAUCAUAGUGUCCACAUACAAUCUCACAAUAGGAAACGACCAUGACCGCAGUCUCUUCCGCAAGCUGAAGCUCAAAUAUGCGAUUUUUGACGAGGGCCACAUGCUGAAAAACAUGAAAUCGUUGCGAUACCGCCACCUCAUGACCAUCAAUGCUGAGCACCGAUUACUGCUAACUGGAACACCUUUGCAGAACAACCUGUUAGAGCUCAUGUCCCUGUUGAACUUCAUCAUGCCUUCCAUGUUCUCCAGCAGCAAUUCACAGAUCUCCAAGAUGUUCUCCACGAGAUCAUCAGAAGACGAGAGCACCUUUCACAAGGAGAGAAUCGCACAGGCUAAACUUAUCAUGAAGCCAUUUAUCCUGAGACGAGUCAAGCGUGAUGUAUUGAAAGAGCUUCCACCAAAAGUGGAGAAGAUUGAAAUGUGUCCCAUGAGUGAGGCCCAGCAGAAGCUAUAUGAGAAGCUUUUUAAGAAGCUCAAAAGGGCUCCAGGUGGAGAGAAGCAAGAACUUUGCAAUGUGAUGAUGCAGCUGAGAAAGAUGGCCAAUCAUCCGUUAUUACACCGUCAGUAUUACACUAGUGAAAAAUUGGCUGUCAUGAGUCAAGCCAUGCUUAAGGAACCAACGCACUUUGAUGCCGAUCCUGCACUUAUCCAGGAGGAUAUGGAGGUGAUGUCUGACUUUGAACUGCAUAAUUUAUGCAAGGAAUACACCUCCAUCAGCACUUUUCAGCUGGAGAAAAAGCUCAUUUUAGACUCUGGGAAGUUUGCGCUGCUAACAAAGCUACUUGCCAAGCUCAAAGAAAAGGGUGACAGGGUUGUGCUGUUCAGUCAGUUCACCAUGGUACUAGACAUUGUGGAGAUCCUGCUAAAACAUCUUGAUCAUCAGUUUGUUCGGCUGGAUGGCUCUACUCCCAUGGCAGAGAGGAUUGGCCUUAUCGACAAAUAUAACACAAACCCAGAGAUCUUUGUGUUCCUUUUGUCAACCCGUGCCGGAGGCCAGGGAAUCAACCUUGCCUCUGCUAACACCGUGAUCCUGCACGACAUUGACUGUAAUCCAUUUAAUGACAAGCAAGCAGAAGACCGCUGUCAUCGAAUGGGGCAGACCAGAACAGUGCAGGUGAUCAAGCUCAUCAGCAAGGACUCGAUUGAGGCCUGCAUGCUACGUGUGGGACAGGAGAAACUGAAACUGGAGCAGGACAUGACCACUGAUGAGGGGGAAGAUGGAGCUAUGACCGAACAAAUGGCUGAGCUGCUCAAAGUCUCACUGGGUUUAUAAAGAACGCAAAUCAAUAUUGUCUGGGCAUUGCCAUUCACUCAUGGCAACGUGGAAACAAAGCAACUUGAUACCCUUAAGUCCUAAAAUCACUUUUUGACAUGGGAGCUGUUAAUGAGGGUUAGAUAAGGACUAGCACUUUCUCUAGCAGUGUCCAAAUAUUACAGGGCCAGUUUUAAAUAACGCACAAACCUUGGAAAAAUGUUAUGGCCAUACUUGAGAAAAGUGAUCUUGCUCAGAGAUCACCUGAAAUAUUACUUGUAAUAUCAUUCUGGAGGAGAUCCAUUUUGCAUUUGUGCCGUCUGUAAAAUGUAAAACUUUAUCAGGUCAGAUUAGCCCAGAUUGCACACACAGGGCUUAAUAUGUCUGUUGAGCUUUUAUACGUGUACUGUAGGAAUUUAACAACGUGUUAUUGUAAUAUUUUUUUAUAAAUAAAGAUAAUA